GGGAGAGUUAGUGACCAACAUUCAGAACAGAAAGAAGCACUAGGACUUUUUGAGACAACAAGAAGCAUGAAGGUUCAGCUGAAAAUCCUAGUUGCAGUGAUCUCCUGCGUUUUGCUCUCCUUGUUAAUUCUAUGCAUUGUGUUAAUUCCUGCAAAAGGAAAUGAAUAUCUUCAAGACUCUAAAGAUAAUGUCAUCCUUCACAAUGUUGAAUCAGGGCAGUCGACCAUUAUCUUGACAAAUAGCACCAUUAAAGAACUGAAUGUCACAAAUUAUGCAAUGUCUGCAGAUCAGAAAUUUAUAGUAUUGGAAAGCAACUAUUCUAAGCUUUGGAGGUAUUCUUACACAGCAUCCUAUCACAUUUAUGAUCUUGAAUUAGGCGUUUUUGUCAAAGAAUAUGAGCUACCACAUAAUAUUCAACAUAUCUCCUGGUCACCUGUUGGACAUAAAUUGGUUUUUAUUUACCAGAAUAAUAUCUAUUUCAAACAAAAUCCCAGAGAAGCUGCUAUUCAAAUAACCACAAAUGGUUACUGGAAUGAAAUAUUUAAUGGAAUUCCUGAUUGGGUUUAUGAAGAAGAAAUGUUUGGGGCAAAAUAUGCUAUGUGGUGGUCAUCAAAUGGCAAGAACAUAGCAUACAUAGAGUUCAAUGAUACUGAAAUCCCAGUUAUGGAAUACUCAUAUUAUGGUGAGAAUCAAUAUCCUAGAAAAAUAACUCUUCCAUAUCCAAAGGCUGGAGCUAAAAAUCCAACUGUUAGAGUGUUGAUUAUAGAUACGACAAAUCCUAGUGAUUUUGGACCAAAGGAAAUACUUGCACCACCAGUCAUAGCAUCAAGCGAUCACUAUGUCACUUGGAUUACCUGGGUAACAGAUGACAGAAUCUGUGUGCAGUGGUUGAAAAGGAUCCAGAACUUCUCCCUGUCAGCAAUCUGUGACUACAAUUACCACUCCAAAUCUUGGGAUUGCCCAGAGAACCGGCAACACGUAGAAGAGAGCCAUACAGGAUGGGCUGGUGGAUUCUUUGUUUCAGUACCCUAUUUCACUUCAGAUGACAUAUCCUACUACAAAAUUUUUAGUGACCAGAAUGGCUAUAAACACAUUCACUACAUCAAAGACUCAGUGGAAAAGGCAAUCCAGAUCACUAGUGGUGAGUGGGAGGCCAUAUAUAUAUAUAGAGUAACAGAUGAUGCAAUAUUUUAUUCAAGCAAUGAAUUUGAAGGUUACCCAGGAAGAAGAAACAUUUACAAAAUUGGAAGAAAUACUGUAACAAAGGAGUGCAUUACUUGUAAUUUACGAAAAGAAAGAUGCCAGUAUUAUGGAGCAAGAUUCAGUUAUAACGCCAACUAUUAUGCACUAAUCUGUUAUGGCCCAGGCAUCCCCAUUUCUACUAUAUAUGAUAACAGAUAUAACAAAGAAAUUAGAGUCUUAGAAGACAAUGCAAAUUUGGAGUCUGCUCUGCAAAAAAUCAGUUUACCAAUAGAGAAGAUUAACAAACUUGAAGUGGAUGGUCUAACUUUAUGGUACAAGAUGCUUCUACCUCCAAAGUUUGAUAGAUCCAAGAAAUAUCCUCUUCUUAUACAGGUAUAUGGGGGGCCUUGUAGCCAAAGGGUGAAGCAUACCUUCAGCAUUAGCUGGAUCAGCUAUCUUGCAAGCAAAGAAGACAUUGUAGUAGCACUUGUGGAUGGCAGAGGAACCGCUUUCCAAGGCGAUAAGAUGUUGCAUGCGGUCUAUCGAAAACUUGGGGUUUAUGAAGUUGAAGAUCAAAUCUCAGCUGUAAGAAAGUUUAUAGACAUGGGUUUUAUUGAUGAAAAACGAAUAGCCAUAUGGGGCUGGUCCUACGGUGGAUAUAUUUCAUCUCUGGCACUUGGGUCUGGUACUGGCAUGUUUAAGUGUGGAAUAGCUGUGGCUCCUGUUUCCAGCUGGGAAUAUUAUGCAUCCAUCUACACUGAACGAUUUAUGGGUCUUCCCACCAAAUCUGACAAUCUUGAGCAUUACAAA
Molecule: messenger RNA, 1992 nt
Organism: Thamnophis sirtalis
Lineage: Eukaryota; Metazoa; Chordata; Lepidosauria; Squamata; Natricidae
Source: RefSeq, a predicted model, not a curated record